AUGGCGUCAAUGGCGCCGCUACGCCAAUUCAGUGCGUGUCUGCGCUGCGUGCGGCAGCCAGCAACCGGCGCCUUUGCCGCCAACGGCACCACCAUCCGCCUCCUUUCCACGACCCCGGCUGUGCGUGAAGAGCUACAGACGGAGAAGGGAACCUCGACUCCGCCGCCUCCUCCACCCACUCCUGCCUCGGCACAAGGAGAGUCGAGAGAUAUCCCGGAAUAUAUGAAGAAAUGGGGACGAUUGGAUCCCAACCGUGUCGAAGACAAGCGCGCAGAGCGACGUCUCAUCCGCAGAGAUGGUGUCUUGCCCAUUGGAUCGCGACGUCGUCGAGCCGCCAUCCGACGAUCUGCUAUGCGCAAAACCGAUGAGAUUCCCUUCGAACAGUUGCCAUACCAGUGUUUCCAGGAGGCGCGGAAGAUUCUGCUGGAAGACCGGCAAGAGAAGCUCAAACAGAUCGAAACGCAAAAACUGCGGUUGAAGAACUUGAUGGCACAGGACCCAGCUGUCAGCGGUGGGGAGAGGGCCAAGGAGGCGAGGAUUAAGAGCAUGAAGGAGCAUUUGAACGAGUUGAUUAUCUUGGCUGAUAUCAACGAUCCAAUCGUGAAGAAGAAGUUUGAGGAUGGACAAGGGGAUAUGAACAAGCCUAUUUACCGGUAUCUCGCUGACAGAAAGUGGCGGCAAUAUAAGCGUCCACUCCUGGAGCAGCGCCUCACUCAGAUGAACAUCGUGCCCGACUUCCUACCCGCGCUUGACACUGUCGUCGACAUCGAGCUUGCAUUCGGACGAAAAGUAAUCCAACCUGGGGAUUUCGUGGAUUCUAGUGUGAGCGAAAAAAUGCCCAGGCUCAGAGUACAGUCGUUCGAGCAGGGCGAGAAGCUGGUGUCCGUGGUCGUCGUCGAUGGAGAUGUACCUGUCCCGGAGAAGGAUGGGUUCACCUACCGAUGCCAUUUCAUCGCGUCGAACAUUCCUAUAUCACCCACUCAGACGUCCAUACCUUUCACCAUGAUUGGACAUAGGGACAGCAAGGCAACAACUCCCGCCGAGAAGCAGAUCGCUUUGCCUUGGUUGCCGCCAUGGGCUCACAAGGGUGCUCCCUAUCAUCGCCUGGCUGUUUUUGUGCUAGAGCAGAAGGAUGGUCAUAAGUUGGAUGUCACCGAGAUCAUGAAUACAAAGAGAGACGGAUUCCGUCUCCGCAGCUUCAUCGACAAGCAGCAGUUGAAACCGCUCGGAGCCACCCUCUUCAGGACACAAUGGGAUGACAGCAUGGCGGAAGUCAUGCGGCGAGCAGGUUUCGGCGACCAGGUGGAUGUUGAGUUUAAGCACAAGCGCGUCGAGCCGCUCCCCUAUAAGAGGCGGACGGAGAGAAUGCGGUAG
Molecule: messenger RNA, 1374 nt
Organism: Westerdykella ornata
Lineage: Eukaryota; Fungi; Ascomycota; Dothideomycetes; Pleosporales; Sporormiaceae
Product: PEBP-like protein
Exons: 2
Coding region: 1-1374 (457 amino acids)
Source: RefSeq, a predicted model, not a curated record